AAACUCAUUCAUGGAGUUAACCUACUCGUUUCUAAAUGAACAUUUUAACGUAUUUUAUGUGAGUUUUGUCUCGUGUCUUAGUCUCCUCUUGUAGAUAGGUACGGUCUCCAUCAUGUGGGACCAUGAAAUCAGAGCCAUGGCGUCCACUCACGCCAUCAUCGCCGCCUCGGUGUUCAUGGCCACCGUUCUACCUGCGGUGCUCGUGCCCGGCUUCUCGGUGUACGGCACGCACCUGCUGUGGCUCUACUCGGCGUCCGGUGCGGUCACUGUAGUCAGCGUCGCAGUCUUCUGGCUGCUCGGCAUCACACCGCCCACCAAGAAGCACACACUGGGAUACAAGCUGUCCAGGUUGUUUCGUUCCUGUCUGUACUUUUUCCUGUCAUGCCUGUUCUUCCACACUGUGGUGGUUCUCUAUGGAGCUCCGCUGAUUGAAUCCGCCUUGGAGACAUUUUCCCUAGCUGUGCUUCUGACCACUCUAACCACACUGAGGUGUCUCUGUGUCCUCGGCCCCAACGUCCAGGCCUGGAUACGAGUGUUCAGUCGGCAUGGAGCUAUGUCUGUGUGGGACACCUGUCUACAGAUUACGGUGGCCUGCACAGUGGUAGGAGCCUGGGUGGGAGCCUUCCCUAUACCUCUGGACUGGGACAGGCCUUGGCAGGUUUGGCCCAUUUCCUGCAGUCUGGGCGCUAUGAUUGGCUUCCUGACUGGGCUUGUUGCUGCUCCCGCGUGGAUCCACUAUCAUCGCAAACAGCUCACAUACAAGUGCAAGUGAUGGACAGACAUAUGUUUGUGUGAAUGUGACCAUGAGGGUAUUUCUUGUGUUCCUGCUGUAUACCUUUAACACCGUGCUGAUUAUUUAUUGGGAAGAUUCACUCCAUUUGCUACGUGUAGGAAAGAUGAUUUUGUAAUAACACACUUGAUGAGCAACAUUAUUUUGUACGCAUGGAGGCUGAAUAUGUUUCUGAAGAUUUUUGACAUGAAUAAAGCAUUAUUUCUUGGA
Messenger RNA from Micropterus dolomieu (smallmouth bass), 1000 nucleotides. RefSeq names its product phosphatidylinositol glycan anchor biosynthesis, class F (gene pigf). Bases 113 to 772 code for a protein of 219 amino acids. The transcript is spliced from 5 exons. The record is from RefSeq and is a predicted model, not a curated record. NCBI's taxonomy places the organism in Eukaryota, Metazoa, Chordata, Actinopteri, Centrarchiformes, Centrarchidae. Gene Ontology annotation, biological process: GPI anchor biosynthetic process. Gene Ontology annotation, cellular component: endoplasmic reticulum membrane.